AUGGCAGCCAAGGUACUAAUCGUCGCCGGAGGAAGCGGCUUUUUGGGGUCUAGAAUCUGUAAAGCCGCAGCGGCAAGGGGAUGGACUGUUACAUCGAUUAGUCGAUCUGGUGAGCCUCGGUGGGACACAAUCACCGAUUCUCCAGAGCGCCCUAGCUGGGCGAGCUCUGUGGAGUGGGCCAAGGCCGAUAUUCUCAAGCCAGAGACUUACAAGUCACAUCUGAAAGGUGCCACUGCUGUCGUCCACACGAUGGGCAUUCUCUUGGAGGCCGACUACAAGGGCGUUGUUCAAGGCAAAGAGCCAAUUUUCAGUGGCCUCCAGCGAGCCUUUAGUACCUCCAAGCUUGGCAGCCAGAACCCUCUGGCAAGACAAGAGGGCGAGGCUUUAGAGCCAAAGGAGAGAGAUGGGCAAUUGACCUAUGAAUUGAUGAACCGGGAUUCAGCUAUCGCACUAGCUCAAGAGUCCAGGAAUGAGAAGGUCCCGGCCUUCGUUUACAUCUCUGCCGCAGCCGGGGCACCGAUUCUGCCGGCCAGGUACAUUACCACCAAACGGGAUGCAGAGGCAGCCAUCACAUCCAACCUCCCGGACCUACGAAGCAUCUUUGUCCGCCCCGGCUUCAUGUAUGACUCGAGCCGGAAGUUCACGCUGCCAAUCGCAAUGGGUGGCUUCAUUGCCUCUGAGUUUAACAACUUCCUCGGGAAAAGGCUUGGGUUCCUCGGGUCUAUGGCCGAAAAGCCUCUCAAAGUCGACGUUGUGGGCGAAGCGGUGGUUGAGGCAUUGGAGGAUGAGACCACUAAGGGAGUGGUCGAGACAAAACAGAUCGAGGCACUUGCAACAAAAGCAUGGCGGAAGACAAUGCUCUGA
Molecule: messenger RNA, 864 nt
Organism: Penicillium bovifimosum
Lineage: Eukaryota; Fungi; Ascomycota; Eurotiomycetes; Eurotiales; Aspergillaceae
Gene: horA
Product: ubiquinone biosynthesis protein COQ11
Exons: 4
Coding region: 1-864 (287 amino acids)
Cellular component (GO): mitochondrion
Molecular function (GO): protein-containing complex binding
Source: RefSeq, a predicted model, not a curated record